AUGACCACAACGCCAGGAGGACGCAUGGUGUUGGUUAGAUAUUGCCUUUUUCUUAGGAUAUGGGCUCUGCUGCUCCUCUCCCUCACAUCCCGUUAUUCCUUAGCAGCGCCACUGAGGGCCACGCCUGCGCGGCGUCACGAAUCUGCUAAUGCCGUUCAAGCGGUAUCAUCUCUCCUUGACGAUGACACCGACCAAACAACUGUUACCUUUACGGGAUGGAGUCCAAGCAAAGCCAGCCUCAACGUAACGGGUAUUUUGCCGUCAGCGGUAUCGAUGGGUCGUUAUGUUCUUAUCGUUGGAGGUACCCGGCUCGUUCGGCCCUUCACAUCGGCAGAGAACUUCGUCCGGUAUUACGCACUUACCACGAUCAGUGCUUUGGAUAUAACUACCGAGACAUUUGUGACACCCAUGAUGUUUCAAGAUAAUGCAACAUUUGCACACGACGGUAGUGGUAGUGAAACUUUUCACGGGAGAACCAAAGGGGACGUGCGCGUGCCGGCGAAGUUGCACUUUCCGGCUGUCGGAACAUCAAACGCAGUUCGGCUGGGAUCGACAGUGUACGUUAUUGGCUUCUGUACAAUGCUUCCCUAUGGUGUUCGUCCUGGUCGCGGGCAAACAAUCAAUGCAACUCUUCGAUCUGUCCAAGUAAUUAGGUUGUACCAACAGCAGUUCCCUCCAGUGGAUGAUCUCUCAAUGGAUAUACAACACAUUUCGAUUCCCGACACCGCAACACUUCGCUUCAACGCUAGUUGUGUGGGGAAUGGCAAUGGUACAAUUUAUAUCGUAGGUGGUGUAUCGUUAAUAGAUGGUAACCCCAUGACGUCCGUUUCACAGUUCAACACAGUUACUGGACAAUUUGUCGACGCUGGUUGGGGGUUGGGCACCUCACUUAUUACACCGGGCGUGGUAGACAACAGUGAGCUUGUGUUUAUUGGAGGGGGCUGCCGUGACUACAGAGGCUGGCCAGAAUACAACGACAACGUGUAUGUUGUGGACCCCACAUACUUCACGGCAGAUGUUGGUCAGUUCGACUCUGAGUUGUUAGACUGGUUGUCGCCGCAGCUCAUGAUAUACAAUCGAACGUUGGCAAUGAUUGCGGCAACAUAUCGACGUUCUUUCGAUCGACUGGAGUCAUGGGUGGACCUCUCAGGGCCGGGUAGUGACGCGACAGAUGUGAUGAUUGGUUUUGCACCGCUGCGUACCAACGCCGUUAUUGCUUCCGUACCAAAUGCCGACGGCAUGUCACUCUAUCUCAUAGGCGGGCAAAUACCCCCACCGGAUGGGACGGGUAUUUCACGCGAUCUCUUCACCGGUAACGUGCAUGUUGCAGACGGUCAUGCUGAUGUGACGGUGCAGGGAUUUAACUACAUUUCAGUGGCAGAUGACGCGACACACCGGCAAAUGUUAGGAAUAGCGCGCAGUGGGGAAGGAGGCCAAAUAGUAGAGGCCAAAUUUUCGAAAGGAGAUACGACAGAGGUGGACAGUAUAUCACAUACGGGGCAGAGUGUUCUCGACGACCCAUUUCAUGACGAGGAGCAACCAACAGCUAAUGCAACAAUGCACGAUCAACCAACGCCCCCUCCGGCGGACUUGCCAAAUAAAGACGGAAACUGGACAGUGCACGUAAACGGGUAUAAGCCACUGUGGUAUAAUUUCACGUUUGCAAUCCUUUUGUCGGAACAGAUUUCAACUGCCUGUCAGGGCAUCAAUGCUACAGGGGAAGUGAGCGGCAAUCUAACAUCAUCAACAUGUUUGUUGCGGCUUUCCGAUUCGCCUGCGUGCAACUCUGUAUUGUUAAACUUGGGGAAUUUGUCAUUCGCCAAUACUUGGCCCUACGUAGUAAAUAUGACUGACCCGGGCAAGAACGUCUCCGCGGUCGUGAACACCGUUGCCGUGGGUCCGAUCACUCUCACUGGCUCCCUCAUAAACGGUAUACAUAAUAUCACCACUCCUUACAUAAACACCAGCACCACACAUCGAGAUGAAUUUGUGUUUCAUCCCCGACCAACGCAAAGAAGUUUCGGUAAUGAUACAGAUAAUGUGUUUUACGAGCAGUUGUUUGUUUAUGUCUGCUUCUCCACUGGAGCGGCCACCGUCCAGCGGUGUAACGAGAGGGCGGUGCAUGAAUCAUCCUCAUCAAUGUUAAGGGCGCCACACGUACCGCUGGGCGCGAUGGAUGCGCAUCAAGGACCGUGUACUACUGGUUUCUACCGACCACUAAAUGCAAACGACCCAUUUGUUCUUUCCCCUGUAACUCAUUGGGUACCGGAUCCACCAGGUCCUCAGCCGGUGCCGCCACCAGCUGUUGAACCACUUUACCUUGUUGGUGUGGCAGUAGGAUGUGGUGUGAGUUUAGUGCUGUGGAGUGCUAGCAUGAUAAGUUAUGCUAUAAGGCACAAACAUGGUAAGGAAGUUGAUGUGACUGUAGUCGAAGGAUGUUUCUCGGAGGACGAAUCUGGUGACUACGAUGACGAAAAUGAUGAUAAGAGCAGACAUCGCCGAGGUUUCGGUCCAGGUGCUGCUCUUCCGGUGCACCAGAAACAAAGUUUGCUGGAUGGAAAAUACCGGGUACUGCGCCGCCUCGGUAGGGGUGGAUUCUCCGUAGUGUACCUUGUGGAACGAGUGAUGGAUGGAGAACGAUUCGCAUUGAAGUACGUUCAAUGUGCCGAUGACAUGGAUCGUCACGAGGCCAUGCGAGAGUGUGAGGUCGCUUACACCCUUCAAGGGCACCCAAAUGUGAUAUGCCUCGUUGACAUGUUCAUGUCCUAUCGGUUUGAUACCCAUCUACCGACCUCCGACGGCGUUGAUGGGAGGAAAGGCGCGUAUCGACGUCAGUGUCGCGGUGAGCUGCUGCUACACGAUCCCACUCGCAUUCACCGUGUAGGCAGCGGUGAUGAAUCAGAAUCCCACGUACCAUCACACCGCCCCCAGGCGGGGGAGCGGUACUUAUCACUUGUAAUGGCUUAUCAUGAGAGGGGGGACUUGGGUAUGUGGGUGCGGCAACAAAAGUCAGAACCAAAGAUUCCUGAAAAGACAGUGGUGAGCAUUGCAUUUCAGAUACUAACGGUUCUGCAGUUCAUGCACCAACAAAAACCGCCAAUCAUUCACCGUGACUUAAAGCCAGAAAACAUUCUUCUCGAUUCGUCGCCUGCUGUGAAAAGGGGGAGGAACCGGGAUAGAUAUGACAGGGUAGAUUGGAGUUCGAAGAACAGCAGCGGAAGAAUCGGCACCGGCGCCUCAGAGGAGACGCUGCGCAUUGUUGUGACAGACUUUGGACUUUCGCGUGUGAUGGACAAGACCUUCUGCGAAACGGGCGUCGGUUCGCUGCCGUAUGUGGCACCGGAGUGUUGGCAGCGACACUACUCCACAAAGGUGGAUAUUUGGGCCACCGGGUGCAUUCUUUACGCCGUAUGCGCAAAGCGCGUAGAAAGUGACAAUGUAAAAGUUAUGUUUAGCGAGUCCAACAAACCAGACUUCAAAAAGAAGUUGCUGGAAGAAUUAACACAGGUAUACGGGUAUAGUAUGGCACUUGCGGCCUUCAUUGUUUAUCUUUUGGAGCCAGAUCCAGCUCGCCGGCCAAGUGCUGAGGAAGCCCUGAGAUUUAUUCGCAGGCGUCGUAAGGGUACGGAUGGCCUGACGGAAGAGGCUGCGAUGGUUACGGUGUAUAAGGGGGACGAUGAUGUUGCGAGUGGAUGCAGUGAUGAGGAAGGAAAUGGAGCAGAAGGUGGAAUAAUGCAUGACGAUUCCUAUAAACAGUUGGUGGCUGCGACGUCUGAGGAAGUCAGUGGAUACGGAGGUGAAUCGAGGGCACCGGUAAGUGGUCAAGGAUCUGAUGUAGUCUGCGGGACGCUGAAAUCUACAAGUUUCUCUACGCACCGCAGUGGGGCCACAGUUGAAGUUGUUACACCGUCUGGAGGGGCCGGUGAAGGAUUCGGACUAAAUAGUCCCCCACCAAAAGCGGUAGAGUCACAAAAUAUGCCUCCCAUUACUAGUUUCUCCCAUGGAUCACACGCUGAUUCAAGCCAGGGCAUGCGACAGGAACACCAUAAUACGAUGGACGUUCCUCCGGUUGCUCGGGCACACAAACUAGGCUCCCCAAAUGGUAGAAGGAGUCGCCGAUUGCAGGUGCUCCAACAGUAUUUCGAAACUGUCGCAGAGGAGGGUGAGCAGUGCGAAUUUUUUAUUGCACGAGAGUCUCCUUCACUUGUUGCAACUUCUCUUAAUUCAUCGAAAAGGGAAUCUCCGGUGCCACUGACAGUUUCCAAAAACGUUUGA
This is a messenger RNA of Trypanosoma brucei brucei TREU927, 4275 nucleotides long. Its product is annotated as protein kinase, putative. Gene Ontology annotation, biological process: protein phosphorylation. The coding region runs from base 1 to 4275 and encodes 1424 amino acids. Lineage: Eukaryota; Euglenozoa; Kinetoplastea; Trypanosomatida; Trypanosomatidae. The transcript has a single exon. Gene Ontology annotation, molecular function: protein kinase activity; ATP binding; protein binding. The record is from RefSeq and is a predicted model, not a curated record.